This is a messenger RNA of Astyanax mexicanus (Mexican tetra), 1198 nucleotides long. Its product is annotated as homeobox protein Dlx4a-like. NCBI's taxonomy places the organism in Eukaryota, Metazoa, Chordata, Actinopteri, Characiformes, Acestrorhamphidae. The transcript is spliced from 3 exons. Gene Ontology annotation, biological process: cell differentiation; negative regulation of transcription by RNA polymerase II; embryo development. Gene Ontology annotation, molecular function: DNA-binding transcription factor activity, RNA polymerase II-specific; RNA polymerase II cis-regulatory region sequence-specific DNA binding. The record is from RefSeq and is a predicted model, not a curated record. The coding region runs from base 426 to 1103 and encodes 225 amino acids.
AACCCUAGUACAGCACCUCCUCGUCCUCCUCCUCCACCAAAACAUUCGGUCCGGUGGUGUUGACACACUAAAAAAGCUUAUCAGUUUGGAAGAGCAUCUGUUUUUAGUUUAGCCUCUUCCUUCUUUUUUCUUUUUGUAGUGCCACUUGGGUAGUGGCGCCUCAUGGCUUCACUCACGACCCACUUGUACACUUAAUUUCACCUUAAUUCCGUCUUUCACAAGCAGCGUUCGCGGUUCACCUGCAUGGAUGGAAUAUUCCAUUUUAACGGGAAAGAGAGGGGGUGUGGACGGACUCUGUAUUUCUUUGUAAUUUAUUGUGUUGUCUUUGUUUCCAUUUUAAACAUACAAGAAUCACCAUUUAUGAACGCACUGUGAAUUAUCUGUGAAUUACUGUCCAAAGGGCCCCAAUUACCAGCUGUAGGCCUAUGGAAAGUUUGCAGCUAGUCAGGGGGCCCCUACAGUGGGCUGCAGUGGGAGGGGCCCAAGGCAGUUGCCUAGCAAUGCCUCUAUGCAAAGACUGCCUCUGCACAAGACAACAACAAAUUACACGCUUUUAUGGUGAUAAUAAAAACUAUAAAAUCUAUUCAUCCCAUCCUAACAUUUUACGUACUUUUACUAUCACACUGAAGCAAAUAUGCAGUUUCUACAGGAACGCACUUUCUGAGAAAUCAGCAGUGAUAGAGAAUGGAGAGAUCAGAUUAAAUGGAAAAGGAAAAAAGAUCCGGAAGCCCAGAACCAUUUACUCCAGCUUCCAGCUGCAGGCGCUCAACCAGCGCUUCCAGCAGACACAGUACCUCGCCCUGCCGGAGAGAGCAGACCUAGCAGCUAAACUGGGGCUAACGCAGACGCAGGUGAAGAUAUGGUUUCAGAACAAACGGUCCAAAUACAAAAAGAUAAUGAAACAUGGCUCAGGUGGACAUGAAGGAGAACACCUUCAAGCAGCUGCAGCUUCAGGAACUCAGUGUUCACCAGCCAUGCCUCCAUUAUGGGACGUUUCAAUGCCAAACAAUGGUGCCCCCAUCCACACUGGAGGAUAUAUGAACUCUUUUGGGCACUGGUACCCAAGCCAUCAUCAGGACUCUGUUUGGCCUGAACUCAAAUGAUUUGUGGGAUGAGCAAAACUUCUUAUUCAUAUUCAGAUGUUCUUCUGAAUAUGGAUUUUCUAAAAUGCAUGUUUUGAAUAAAAUUCUGAUUCUGA